CCUCUGAUAAAGCCAACUUAAUUUUACUUUAUAUAACUCAGUCUGAUUUCAAUAAUCUCAAAAAAAGUUAAAAGUUGUAUUAAUGCAUGAAUGCUAAUAGGCUGAUCCACGGACCAUAGAGGUUGGGUAAACUAACGUUCUCCAGUCAAUAGCCUAUUAAAACAUUAUGUAUUUCAUAAUUACCAUAAUGUAUCUUGAUCAGAAUAAUAUACUUUUGCUCUCUGUUGAUCAAGUCACAUGCAAUUCACGACUGGCAUCCUCAUGUACGCGCAUCUCGGAUAACUCUUCGCACCCACCAUCAAGACACUGUCUGCCAUUAGCGCUAUUUUAAACUCCAUAAGAACACGAUGUUUCAAGUAGCCGCACUACCACGUAGUAUAUUUUGUUACAAUACCGGAAAAACCUUAACGUUAUCCAAAUUUCUACUGCGUAUAGUCUCCUCACACUUCAGCUCGGUAUUAUCAGGCGUUUGAUUAUUGAUUGGCACACAGCAUUGACGGCAAGGCACGCAAUCCACGCCGCAAGAUGAAACGCGAUGAGACUAAUGUAACUUUUGAAUGACCUCUUCUUUACAAAGACGGUCUCCAUCAAUGGUCCACCGGCUUUAUUUGGCUCUUAUUGUGCCUGCGGCCGUUUUGUGUUUCUAUUUGUUUUCCAGUCAGAAUCCCUGGCAUGAGUUUGAUUUACUAUGGUUGAAUAUUAAUCCCACAGAUGGAAACGGAUAUCUAUAGUAUUGAGCACCUUUCAUGUAAAAUGAAUUUAUUUAUGUCUCGGAACUUCCAAUAUGCUAAAAAAAAAAACUCUUACAAGUCUUUGUUAAUGAGCAUAAGAAAUUUUUUUUUCUCAAGUCAGAUAUGAGUAUAUGCAAACAUAAGAUAUAAUACUCGACUGCAUUUUGUGUAAUAUGUACUAAUUAAGUUGGUAAAGAAUUGCUGCUAGGUGUGAACGCGGCUUCUUAUUCCUUAAUAGACUUCCUUCACCUUGAUUGGCCAAUCUGGUCACAUGGGUGUCUAACUUUAUUCAGUUGACAGCAAGUAGGAGGGCUUUAUGGAGGGAGGGAAAAAAAGACAACUCGAGAAAAAUUAGUAUUUUCUACCUUCAGAAAUUAAUGGCCAUGAGUUCGUACAUGGUAAACUCCAAGUAUGUGGAUCCAAAAUUCCCUCCUUGCGAGGAAUAUUCGCAAAACAGUUAUAUACCAGAGCAGGGUUCGGGCUAUUACAGUCCAUCGCAAGACUCUGCCUUCCAGCAUCCAAGGAUCUACUCACGGUCAAACUACACGGAGCAGCCCUACAGCUGUAACACUGUGCAGGGAUCAACGGUACAGCCGGGUCAUGUGCAGGACCGAGCCUUCCCCGCACAGAACGAACAGUGUUCUCCGGUCCAAAUAUCCGGCCCGAGGACUUGUGGUCAGCAACAAAACACAAAGAACCAGAACGGGAUACAAACCAAGCAGCCUGCAAUAGUUUAUCCCUGGAUGAAGAAAGUCCACGUUAGUACGGUGAACCCAGAUUACCCAGGAGCGGAGCCCAAACGCUCGCGGACAGCGUACACCAGACAGCAGGUUUUAGAACUGGAAAAGGAAUUUCAUUUUAACAGGUAUCUAACCAGACGGCGUCGCAUCGAAAUAGCGCACUCUCUCUGUCUCUCCGAGCGGCAGAUUAAAAUCUGGUUUCAGAACAGGAGAAUGAAAUGGAAAAAAGACCACAAACUGCCUAACACAAAGGGAAGGUCGACAUCAGCUACAAGCCAGCAUGCAAAACAUGUUCAGAAGGACAACCAGACAGAUAUCACAACAUUAUAAGUCAAAUGGAGACGUCGAACUCUCUGCUGAAGUACAGAUGAACUGUGUAUGAAAGACAAUGCUUCCUUUGACUUUGCAUGGUCCUAAAACAUGACAUUUCGGUCAUCAAUGCUAUUUAAUGUGGAACAGAAGCACACCUCAUUACCAAGUGCAGAGUAAGUGGUUGCGAUGAAAGGAAUAAGCUAAAAUAGCCCCAUUUCCACCGUUGUAAGUAUAACAAGGCGAAAAGGAAAUAGAAAGGCAUCUCACAACAUCACACAGCUUCACUGGCGCGAGGUACAACAGAAAGCUUGUCAGAAAGCCGUUUAAAUAAAAGCAAGGGGUUUUUUUUAGCAUUACAUUUUCUCUGUAGUCUGCACACUCCUCUCUCCAGGCGCAUUACAGAAGAUUUACGAUAAGGGCCCAGGAAUUAGUGAAAUUACUUAAUGAAGGAAGAGCAGGUUUAUAACUGUGGCCUGUGAAUUUAAAUUACUUGAUAAAAAAGCGAACGAAAUCUCUGUUUCGCAUUGAAGCUCAUGCAACCAUAAAUGUCGGACUUAUUACUUAAUAACGGCCAUGAAAAUAUUCGGGUUUAAUUACGGAUACGAAAACCGAAAUAUUAUUUUCUCUAAAAUAAUUUGCAAAUUAAAAUUUACGGACAGUCCAAUGUCUUAUAAAAGCCAAGUCUUACAAUAUUAAACAUUACAUUUACAGGAAUAAUGGGUAAGCAAUAUUUCAAUGUAACUCUUGAAAACUGGAUUCUCUAAAACGUGUACAUUUCGAAAUCUAUUUUAUUUAGAGCCACAAAUUCACUGUGUUAACCAUACUAUUGGAUACAUUUACGGCUAUAAAUCUCUCCUGACAGUUUUGUAAACAAUGUACAAUGCAAGAAGCUGUAUAUCUGUCUUCCAGAUGUCAUCUGAAAUUCCUAAAUAAUAGUUCAUUUAUUGUCCCACUUACUUUUGCAUUUUAGCUAAACUUUAGAUCUCGAAUCCUUUAUUUAUUAAAUAUCACAAUGAGAAUGCUAAAGGUUUUUGUGUUUAUAUUCUACGUGAAUUUAAGUGAUCGUUCUAUUAUGUUCAGUUGCGAAAAGUGCGUUAUUUUUAUUCUAAAUAUGUCUGCAUUUUGUGCAUAUUUUCUACAAGCAUAUUUUCUAGGAAAUGAAUAAUAGAGAUCAUUAAGAAAAAAUGUUUAUUUACAAACCACUUCGCAUACUCUGUUGAAAUAAGCGAUGCUGUGUAUUGUUUGGAAAAAAAGAAAAUAACUGGUCGCCCGUUUUUACGUUUGAUUAAAAAAAAAUAUUUUUGGCAAAAGAAAUGGAGUUACCUCUAAAAUGUGAAUCGACGUAUUCACGUCGUGAUUAAAGAUCGAAUGUUCUACUGUCA
Messenger RNA from Electrophorus electricus (electric eel), 3165 nucleotides. It is a transcript of the gene hoxd4a, whose product is annotated as homeobox D4a. Gene Ontology annotation, cellular component: nucleus; nucleoplasm. Lineage: Eukaryota; Metazoa; Chordata; Actinopteri; Gymnotiformes; Gymnotidae. Gene Ontology annotation, biological process: embryonic skeletal system morphogenesis; positive regulation of transcription by RNA polymerase II; anterior/posterior pattern specification. The record is from RefSeq and is a predicted model, not a curated record. Gene Ontology annotation, molecular function: RNA polymerase II cis-regulatory region sequence-specific DNA binding; DNA-binding transcription factor activity, RNA polymerase II-specific.